Messenger RNA from Aspergillus puulaauensis, 1467 nucleotides. Its product is annotated as Zn(II)2Cys6 transcription factor domain-containing protein. The coding region runs from base 1 to 1467 and encodes 488 amino acids. NCBI's taxonomy places the organism in Eukaryota, Fungi, Ascomycota, Eurotiomycetes, Eurotiales, Aspergillaceae. Gene Ontology annotation, molecular function: DNA-binding transcription factor activity, RNA polymerase II-specific; zinc ion binding. The record is from RefSeq and is a predicted model, not a curated record. The transcript is spliced from 5 exons. Gene Ontology annotation, biological process: regulation of DNA-templated transcription.
AUGCCAAACACCGGUCGGCCGAGUCGAGACUGCCAUCACUGUCGACAGCGCCGGGUCAGGUGCGAUCUUGUACGACCUGGAUGCGGCCAGUGUCAGCGAAAGGGGCAGCCCUGUCCUGGCUAUCGUGACGAAUUGGACCAGCGCUUCCGGACCCAGAAUGUCGAUUCCUUUUCGACAAGACGAUCUGGUUCCCGCCGUAAAGCCAAAGAUGAAGCAUUCAGCCGUCAUUCUGGGAAGAUGGUGGAGACUAUCCCCGUCACCAAGGCCACAUUGCCUCCACAAUUUAUGCUUUCGGAGUCUUGGAAUGAGCACUUGAUGCCGCUUGUCAUACACAAACUGUCGUCCGAUGCGGUCGACGGCAGUGUCUGCCACACAAUCUUCACUGCAGUCCUACAUGUCGUGUCCAGUGCACAACCAGGCUCUGCCAUUUUCAGAGUCUGCGAUGCUAUUGGACGUGUUUAUAUUGCUAAUCUGACAAAUUCGCCGUUGGCAAGGGUCCAACAAGCUCGUGCGUACGGCGGAGCCAUUGCUACCAUCAAGGACAGUCUGCAGAAUCCUCAGCAGUCUGCGAGUAGAGAGACAAUCGUCAGUGUCUUAUUAUUGUGCAUUUAUGAGCUUCUUUCCGCUCCCGACACCCAUUCAAUACUCGCGUCCCCCUCCUGGUCCAUUCACACCCGGGGCAUGAUAGCGUUGCUCGAGUAUCAACAGGGCACAGGCAGCUGCAAGCCAGAGGACAGGUCACUUUUCCUCGCCAUCUUCAGCACCGUCCAACGUCAGACUCUUAUAAUGAGCCAGGACUAUUCGUGGGAGUUUCUGUCUUGGAUACGAGCCUUCUACAGAUUGUGCGUGGCAGCAGACCUUUGGAUAGCCCGUACUGUAAUCUUUGCCUACCACUGCAGCCGCCUCUGCGUGGCCAUUCAGGAGCUCAUCGAUAUCGGCAACCCAGACGCAUUGCUCGCCAUUUAUCCUUCAAUCAUGCACCAUGUUGACAACGUUGACAAUGAAACAGCACACUUGUCCCAUUACAGGCCUCUUGGUGACUCUGUAAUAGACACGCCAACCAUCGGGGUUCCUCUAUCCUCUGCAGUUCCCGAUCGUGGGCUGCUGAUCUAUCAAAAGACCUUUCGCUUACAACUAUCAAUGCAAGCUCAUAAGCUUCUCUCUAUAGCAUCUGAAGAAGCCAACUGUACGCCCGAGCAACGCGUUCACAUUGGCGAAGCUCGGACACGAUGCACAAAGGAGUACCAGUCCAUUGCAGACCAAGUCCUGGCCAGACUAGCUGUAGCUACUGGUCACGAUGUCGCGGAGGGCUCUGGCACCUCUGUGAAGCCACUGGGGUUGUUGUAUAUAUUCCACAUAGUGUGGCCGUUGCAGCUGAUUGCAUCGUCGCCCAUGUCAUCAGAGAAGGAGACGCGUCAAGCUCGUGCGCUACUGGAGGGUAUCCAUAAACAGAGCAGGCGGUUAUAA